AUGUGGAGAUUUUUAUUAUUUCUUGGAUACUGCUUAUGCUAUGAAAUUUAUAUAGUCCCACAUUCGCAUUGUGAUCCAGGAUGACUCAAGACUGUUCAGGAGUACUAUCAAGAGGACGUUAAGCAUAUAUUAAACAACAUUGUGUCCAUUUUGCAAAAAGAUGCAAAGAGGAAAAUAGUUUGGUCUGAGACUGUUUUCUUGAAAAUGUGGAUGCGAGAGCAGUCAGAGGAAACUAACUCCCCCCUUCGUGAGUGUGCAAACCAUUGGAAAAAUCUCUAUUUUUUGCCCAAAAACCUACCCUCCGCGAGUGAAACAAAAAUUUUUUAAUAGAAAAAAAUUUUUAUGAAAAAAAAAUUGAUAUAUAUAUAUAGUGAUGGUUAGAAUAACGAAAUCUCUAGCUAAUUCUGUUUAAUUUUAAACAAAUUGCGCGUUUAAAAAAUAAAUUUAUUUUUUAUAAAUUAAAUUAAUAUUUGUUUCAAAUUUCGAAAAAAAUUUUUUUCAAUUUUUUAAAAAAAAAAAUUUAACUCCCUCUGUGAGUGAACAAAAUUUUUUUGUUUCACUCACGGACGGGGAGGAGUAAGAAUACAUUCAAAAAUCUACUUAAUAAUGGGCAAAUAGAAAUCGUGGGUGGCGGAUACGUUCAAAAUGACGAAGCCAACCCUGAUUUCGAAAUGGUCAUAAGACAAUUAGAAACAGGCCAUCAAUUUUUAAAAGAAAAUUUCAAUAUAACCCGAGUAAAAGUCGCCUGACAAAUUGAUCCAUUUGGCCACUCAGCGUUAACCCCAAGCAUUUUAGCAAAAUUUGGUUAUGAAAAUCUAGUGACUAGCAGGAUGAAUAUUAACUUUAGAAACCAACUCAUAAGGGAAGGAAAUCUUGAAUUUAUAUGGGAAGGGGUCAACUUUGGAGAUCACGAGUCUAUUUUUGUGCAUAAUUUAUAUGAGCAUUAUGAUUUCCCUGAAAUGUUCAACCAAUGAAAAAGUGAGUGUUUCGGGGCAUCAAAUAUCCUUACUGACACUUUAAUUAAAUGGUAAAAAUUAUUUAGCGCUGAUAGACUUAGAUUGAUGAUUGAGGAAAGACAGAUUGCUUAUAAGCAUGAUAAAAUCAUGAUUUUGUAUGGGGAUGAUUUUUAUUAUAGCAGGCAGCCAGAAGCGGAACUGAAAUUUGAGCAUAUGGAGGCACUUAGAGAUUAUAUAGCUAAAUCAAGCAAAUACCAAGAUUUGACUAUUAAAAUAGCGACACCUAGUGAAUACUUUGAGGCAAUUAAAAAUACAGAGUUUUCGGUAUACAAAGGAGAUUUAUUUCAGUAUGUAAACUUAAGGCCGAGCUCAGGUGGAGUGAGUUGGACUGGGCAUCUGGAUCAUGCAAUUUGAACAGGCUUUUAUACCACGCGGCCAUUAUUGAAACAAAAUAUUUAUUAUGCUCAAAAAAUAGUUAGAGCUGCAGAAAUAGUCCAGGCUAUGAGUUUGCAGAAACAAUUUUCUUCUUCAGAUGUAAGCCUUAUGCUACAUCACGAUGCAAUAACAGGAACAUGUAGGCCACAGGUUUAUGAAGAUUACAAAUUUCGCCUAGAAGAAGUAGUAAAAACCUCAGUAAAAGCAAUAAAUGAGGCUAUAAAAUCAAAGUUUUCUGAGUCAGAAGCCAAAUUUUCAUUGACGUUGCCAUAUAAAGUAGUGAUAGUGCACAAUCCGUUAAAUUGGGAAAUUUUGAAGCUUUUAAGUUUUACUUUAAAAAGUAGAAAUUUUUUAGAGAUAAAAAAUUGGAAAGGAGAAAACAUCUCUUCACAAUCUGUAAAAAAUCUGUUAGAUAAUGAGCAAAAAACCGUUUAUAUCAAGAUAGAGCUGCCUCCUCUUUCCUUUGUCACUUUAUUUAUCAAUGAGCACACAGAGAAGUGUGAGUAUUGUGAUAAGGAGUCAGAGAUAUCAGAAAAUGAGAGAAAAAUCAGUGACAAAAACUUCAAUAUUUUAUUCAACGACUUUGGAAUGAUUGAAAAGGUAGCAAAAUCAAGUGCAACAUAUGAUUUAAGACAAACAUUUUGGACUUAUUCAGGCAUAGAUGCUGGAGCUUAUCUUUUUAGUCCUAACAGCAAAGGAAAUAGCAUCGCUGACUUAAAAUUAGAUAAAAUUUAUGUAUCAAAGGGUCAAUUGCUUGAGAUGGUUGAAGUACUAUGGAGAAGGAGCAAAAAAUUUUAUGACCAAGAUUUUUAUUAUCAAAGAAUUAUUCUAUAUGGAGGAAAAAGGUUCACAAUGGAGUUUGGUGUAUAUGCUUAUACAAAUGAAGAAAUCUUGAUGAGAUUUUCAAGCAACGAUAUCACAAGGGAAAAAUGAUUUCUAACUUCAAACUCAGGCGAUCUUAGAGAAAGAAGGUUCUAUCCAACAACUCCUAGAGGAAAAGGGGCAAACAUGUAUCCAAUUCCUGGCGGUUUUGCAGUUGAUUUAGGAAGUAGCUUUUUACAAGUUUUCCCCAAGUUUUCUAUAGGAGUUGGGAUGGCUGAUAAGAACUCUUUUGAGCUUCUUCUUCAUAGAAACUUAGAAAGAGAUGACAGUUUUGGGCUUUCAAUGGGGGUAAAUGAUAAUACCUUUGUUAAUUAUCAUUUUGAAAUUGACAUAAGCCAACUAACACAUAAAGGCUAUUGAAAGAACUAUUUGGAAGCCAGAGCAGAUGUAUAUCAGUUCCCGCUGAUGAACCUCCAUGAUUUUACCAUUUCUGAUCAAAUUUGGUCUAAAGGAAUAGAAAUUAGCCAAAACUGGAAUAGGGAAACACUUUAUGUACUAGGAUUUAACCACUCAAAUAUUUAUCUUUCAAGCGCUGUAAUUAAAGAAAACGGUCUUUUUAUGAGAGUUCUAAACCUAAAAGAUGCCACACAAAGGCUUAGUGUUUCAGGCUUUAGAUUCCAUGAUAAAACUCUGUUUAAUGGGCUUUCAAAGUAUAAAAGUUACCGAUAUCCUUUGAUAGAUAAAAACGAGCUCUUGUUUUAUGAAAAAUCAGACACAGGAAAGCCAAAAUAUUUACCACCGUCCGAUAGAAAUUCUUCUGGGAAAGUGCUUCUUGAGCCUUUUGAGUUGUCGACUUUCAAGGUCGAGAUUGCUCCGAAUGAAGUAGCUGAAGAAGAGGAUUUAAUUUAUGAUAUUGAAUUUCCAACGUUUCUGGAAAGCAUUAAUAUAACAGAGCAAAAUCCAGAGAGCACAGAUUGGCUAAUUUAUAUAGUGGUGGUCUUGUCUUCACUCAUGUUUGCUGUUGGAAUUUGGUUGCAUUUCAAGAUGAAUAAAUCAAAAAGCAUAGUUAAUAUGAAUUAG
Blepharisma stoltei is the source of this 3293-nucleotide messenger RNA. The record is from the annotation of a GenBank genome assembly. NCBI's taxonomy places the organism in Eukaryota, Ciliophora, Heterotrichea, Heterotrichida, Blepharismidae.